Molecule: messenger RNA, 686 nt
Organism: Echinops telfairi (small Madagascar hedgehog)
Lineage: Eukaryota; Metazoa; Chordata; Mammalia; Afrosoricida; Tenrecidae
Gene: SET
Product: SET nuclear proto-oncogene
Exons: 7
Coding region: 20-622 (200 amino acids)
Biological process (GO): nucleosome assembly
Cellular component (GO): chromatin; nucleus
Molecular function (GO): chromatin binding; histone binding
Source: RefSeq, a predicted model, not a curated record
CGGGCAGACCGCGAGCAGCAUGGCCCCUAAGCGCCAGCCUUCGAGCCUGCCGCAAAUGAAGAAACCCAAGGUGCAGGGGACCCCGGCCCCCCCGAAGGAAGAAAAAGAACAACAGGAAGCAAUUGAGCAUAUUGAUGAGGUACAGAAUGAAAUAGACAGCCUGAAUUAUUUUGAUGAAAAUCCUUACUUUGAAAAUAAAGUUCUCUCCAAAGAAUUUCAUCUGAAUGAGAGUGGUGAUCCAUCCUCAAAAUCAACUGAAAUCAAAUGGAAAUCUGGAAAGGACUUGACGAAACGAUCCAGUCAGACACAGAACAAAGCCAGCAGGAAGAGGCAGCAUGAAGAACCGGAGAGUUUCUUUACCUGGUUUUCCGACCACUCUGAUGCAGGCGCAGAUGAGUUAGGGGAGGUCAUCAAAGAUGACAUUUGGCCUAAUCCAUUACAGUACUACUUGGUUCCUGAUAUGGAUGAUGAGGAAGGUGAAGGAGAAGAUGAUGAUGACGACGACGAAGAAGAGGAAGGUUUAGAAGAUAUUGAUGAAGAAGGGGAUGAAGAUGAAGGGGAAGAAGAUGAAGAUGAUGACGAGGGAGAGGAAGGAGAGGAGGAUGAAGGAGAGGAUGACUAACAGAACACUGAUGGAUUCCAACCUUUUUUAAUUUUCUUCAGUCCCUGGGAGCAAGUUGCAGUCU